AUGUACGUCACACCGCAGCUUCUUACCCACGAGGAGAGGCUUAAUGCCCGAAAAUACGGCUUCCUGGCUAUUCCGAUAUGGGGAAUCGCCAUGACAUUUAUCAAAAUCUCCAUUGCAAUGAUGUUGCUCAUCAUCCAGGAGAACAUCCUGUGGUGGCGGAUCUUCUGCUACUUCAUCAUGGGUCUUCAGGGAGUAUACGGCGUUGGCAACACUUUCUUCAUUCUCUUACAAUGUCGUCCCCUGGAAGCAUCUUGGAACGCAGCGAUCUUGAAGCAGGUCGGCGGGAGCUGUCUGCCACCGAUAGGCAUCAACAUUGCAUCCAACAUCGGGUCUGGAAUCAACAUUGCGACCGACAUCUUGCUAUCUCUCGCCCCGACGCUCUUCCUGUGGAAGCUACGACGACCUCUUAGAGAAAAGAUUCUAGUUGGAUUUCUGAUGGCAUUGGGAAUGUUUGCAAGCGUGGCCUCUAUAAUCAAGGCGCUGCUGGUCAAGGAGUUUGGAAAGGCAGCAGAUGGAUGGGCUCUCACGAAUGCGAUUGCGACCUGGACAGCACUCGAGCAGCUACUGGGCAUGAUAGCAGCCUCAUCGCCGUUCCUGAAACCGCUGGUCCAGUCGGCUCUACAGAUGAUGGGGGUGAGCAUAAACGACUCCAAGUCUGGGCCUUCGGCAUACGCGAACCGAUAUCACGGGUUAGGCGAGAACGGCACGAAACGAUCGAACCGAAACUCAGUACGACAAUCAAUGAUGAACCGGGCGACAUCACAAAGAGAGAGACCUGAGCGGAUCGAGGAGGAGCCCUGGGGAACAUCAUCAAGCGCGGCGGGGACAGUGAUUCAACUGGAAACACGGCGGCCACAGGCUGCUUCUGCACCUCAGAAGGCAAUCAAGGUGGAAACUACGACGACGAUUCGUGUCACAGAGGACGGGAGAACUCCGCGAUCGCUGCAUUACAGUAGUGAUGGGGGCAGCGAGAAGCAUGAUCUUGCGCCGACACAGGCGCCAAGACAACAAGUGUAG
This is a messenger RNA of Clonostachys rhizophaga, 1017 nucleotides long. Lineage: Eukaryota; Fungi; Ascomycota; Sordariomycetes; Hypocreales; Bionectriaceae. The record is from the annotation of a GenBank genome assembly.